AUGGCGACCGGUGGCGGACAGGUGACUGUGGUGGCGCUGGACAAGGCGCUACCGGCGACGCGGCUUCUGGAGAAGCGGCGCCUCAUGUUCCAAGUCCAGGAGGCGCUGGAGCGGAAGAAAGUGGAGUUUGCGAGCAAAGAAGACGAAUUGACGAGACGAGAAGAAGCCCUCCGGAUCAAAGACCGGGAGUUACAGGAUUCUCUCAUUGGAUUCUCUAAGUUCUUGCAGGAAAAUAAUAUCAAGCGGAUUCGUGCGGAGAAAAAGGCAGCUGAUGAGAUUCGUUUACAAGCAGAAAAAGAAGCAGAGAUCAGACAAAUCGAGACCAAGAUAGAGCAGCUCCAGAACGAAAAAAUAGCCACGAAGAACGCUCUUGGAAGAAUGAUGGCUUAUCAAAAGUACCUCGAGACCGUUGUUGAGGUCGCGGAGGAGUAUCACGAAGUCAAUGAUCUUCUACUAAGGUACUCUACGUUGCUAAGUACGAACGAAGAUCUUCGAACGCAUGUUGAGCAAUGCACAGAUACCAUUGAAGCGCUGCGGGCAGAGCUGCAAACGUACUACAAGUCCGCAAUCAGCGAGAUCCUCAACCUUGAAAACGAUGUCACUCUUGCGAAACAAGCGUACGAAAGGAAGAAGCAUGAGACGGCUGAGAUGGAAAAGAAGAUGGAUUCGAUUUUGCAAAUCUCUGCUGCAAAGACACUCGUCCGGGGACAGGCUUGCAUGGCGGCUGAAAAUCUUUUCGGCCGAGUAUGCCAUAACUCGAGAAUAAAUCACGUUCCACAGUCAAGCCCUUUGAGGCAACUGGAUGUUGUUGGCGACUACGUUUCGGACACCAAUGCAAUAAUCAAGGCUGUUAAAGCUGGUGCUUUGAAGAAGGACGAGGUCUGGGAUAUUUUUCUCCUUGCAUGGGUAAUGAAUUUUGCGAGCUUAGCUGAUCACAGUUGCGCUGCGCUAUCCUCGCAACUACAGCAUUCUUCCAGCUGCCGUGACAAUCAGAAGUCGUACUGGUGUCAUGUGCAACACGAGGACGGACCGAUCCUAGACGGAAGUUUGGCUUGGUUCGUUCAUUUUCCCAAAAGGACACGCAAGGCAAGAUUGGGAAUGCAAUUCGCUGCUUUCGUCAAAGCAGAAGUUUGCUUAGUCCUUUCUUUUCUACUGUUUCACCGCCCGCAACCACAAGCCGUGCAGAUCGGAGGGAUCAUUGCGUUUUUAGGGCAUUACAUGAAGGAACGAGCGCUCCCACCAUCAAAAUAG
Selaginella moellendorffii is the source of this 1251-nucleotide messenger RNA. Its product is annotated as cilia- and flagella-associated protein 73. The record is from RefSeq and is a predicted model, not a curated record. Bases 1 to 1251 code for a protein of 416 amino acids. The transcript has 8 exons. Lineage: Eukaryota; Viridiplantae; Streptophyta; Lycopodiopsida; Selaginellales; Selaginellaceae.